Molecule: messenger RNA, 345 nt
Organism: Phoenix dactylifera (date palm)
Lineage: Eukaryota; Viridiplantae; Streptophyta; Magnoliopsida; Arecales; Arecaceae
Source: RefSeq, a predicted model, not a curated record
AUGCGCGACUUCGAUGGGCGCUGCCCCGCCGGGAUCCGCCACUACGACGACGGCCGGGGGCUGGAAGUCGUAACUGGAAAGGCCUCCAUCUCCAGCCGGACGAACAUCUGCCGCCUUCCUCCGCCGCCCGGGGCGCGGCGGCGGGCGGUCGGGGGCGGGGGCGUCCUCACGUCGUCGAUGACGUCGUCGUCGUCGUCCGGUCCAGCGCCGUGGCGGGCCGCCGAUGCGGAGGCGAAGCGGCGGCGGAGGGUGGCGGGAUACAAGGUCUACACGGUGGAGAGCAAGGUCAAGUCCUCGAUCCGCAAGGGCCUCCGGUGGGUCAAGGGCCUCGUCCGCGGCUGGUGA